AUGUUACGAUCAUUAUCACAGUCGAAGAUUGCCAAGGCAUUGGCAGGAGUGGAAAUGGAGGAAACUGAAGUUAUGGAAAUGGAUGAAGGUCGAACUGCACGAGAAGAGGGGCGAGUGGUGUUCGAAUGCUCUUGGGAGGUGGCCAAUAAGGUUGGUGGAAUCUAUACAGUAUUACGUAGUAAAGCAGCAAUAAGUACAGAGGAACUUGGUGACCAGUAUUGUAUGUUAGGUCCACUACGAGAAGACCGAUGGCGAUUGGAGGUCGAACAAAUUGCACCGGAAAGCAGAAAUAUCGCGACAGCAAUCCAUAAAAUGAACGAUAGUGGUUUUAGAGCAAUAUAUGGUAGAUGGCUAAUUGACGGUUAUCCGAAAGUUAUACUUUUUGACUUGGGAUCAGGUUCGUACAAAAUGGACGAAUGGAAACAAGAACUUUUCGACAGGUGUCAAAUUGGAAUACCUUAUGAAGAUAUUGAAUCUAACGACUCAGUAAUAUUCGGUUUCAUGGUAGCAAUAUUUUUGCAACACUUUGUUCAGUCAGUUAAUGGUUAUCGCAUUCUAGCAGUAGCACAUUUUCAUGAAUGGCAAGCAGGCGUUGGUCUAAUCAUGUCGCGAUUAUGGAAGACUGAUGUGGCAACGAUUUAUACUACUCAUGCAACCUUACUCGGACGUCAUCUAUCAGCUGGCGGUUCUGACUUAUACAACAAUCUUGACAAAUUUAAUUUGGACGAGGAAGCAGGCAAAAGAAGGAUUUAUCAUCAGUACUGCCUCGAGCGGGCUGCAUGUCACAUGGCUCAUGUAUUUACAACCGUAAGCGAGAUCACCGGAGUGGAAGCAGAAAAGUUAAUUAAAAGAAAACCUGAUAUUUUAACGCCAAAUGGGCUAAAUGUUGUGAAAUUCGCCGCAUUGCACGAAUUUCAGAAUUUACAUGCACUCGCCAAAGAGAAGAUAAAUAAUUUUAUUCGCGGUCAUUUUCAUGGACAUUAUGACUUCGAUUUAGAAAAAACAAUAUAUGUAUUCACCGCAGGACGUUAUGAAUUCACAAAUAAAGGUGGUGAUAUGUUCAUUGAAGCUCUUGCUCGGCUUAAUCAUUAUCUCAAAACUACUCGUGAAUUACGGCAUAAAGAAGUCACAGUAAUUGCUUUUAUAAUAUAUCCUGCCCGUGCGAAUUCAUUUAACGUUGAAUCGCUAAAGGGUCAGGCUGUUACAAAACAGUUAAAGGAGACGGUCGACAAGAUUAAAGAAAAUAUUGGUCAACGGAUGUUUGAAUCUUGCAUACGAGGGCGAUUGCCGGACAUGAGCGAAGUUAUGGAUGCAACCGAAAAAAUCCAGCUUAAACGUUGUAUGAUGGCGACAGGAAAACAAGAGCUACCUCCAGUUUGUACCCACAAUAUGAUAGACCCUAAUGAUCCUGUAUUAUGCAAUCUACGUCGAACUCAACUGAUAAACAAUCGUGCUGAUCGAGUUAAAGUUAUUUUUCAUCCGGAAUUUUUAUCCUCAGUUUCGCCACUGAUUGGCUUAGACUAUGAAGAAUUUGUACGAGGAUGUCAUAUCGGUGUAUUUCCAAGUUAUUAUGAGCCAUGGGGAUAUACGCCGGCAGAGUGUACAUUAAUGGGGAUUCCAUCUGUAACCACAAAUCUUUCAGGAUUCGGCUGUUUCAUUCAGGAACAUGUAAUCGAUCCAGCAUCAUAUGGUAUAUAUGUGCUGGAUAGACGAUUCAAGGAUGCUGAAGGAUCAAUUUGGGAUUUAGCGCAAAUAUUAUAUGACUUCUGUGGACUUUCUCGUCGUCAACGAAUCAUUAUGCGCAAUCGAACAGAACGCUUAAGCGAGUUACUUGACUGGAAAAGUCUUGGAAUAUUUUACAGAAAUGCUCGUCGCCUCGCGCUUGAGAGACUUUUUCCGAAUCUCGAUGAAAUUAUUAAAGACAAUGAAGGUAAAGUUCCACCAGCUGCAGUAAGUCGUCGUGGCAGUCAUCAAGAAUGA
Molecule: messenger RNA, 1980 nt
Organism: Dracunculus medinensis (Guinea worm)
Lineage: Eukaryota; Metazoa; Nematoda; Chromadorea; Rhabditida; Dracunculidae
Source: the annotation of a GenBank genome assembly